Molecule: messenger RNA, 1722 nt
Organism: Clonostachys rhizophaga
Lineage: Eukaryota; Fungi; Ascomycota; Sordariomycetes; Hypocreales; Bionectriaceae
Source: the annotation of a GenBank genome assembly
AUGCCCGGCAAGACUCCUCACAACAGCGGCCGGAAGCCCGCCGAGAAUGGCGUAAGAAAUAACAAGGACGCCGACAAGGCAAAGGGCAAGAAGCCUGCCGCCAAGGAUGGUGACGAAGAGAUGACUGUUGUCGUUCCUCCCUCCAAGUCGACGAAGCAACAACAGUCUGGGGACGCUGAUGGAGAUGUUGAUAUGGCCGGCGACGACAAGGCUGAGGACAAGGUCGACCCCGCUGUCCAGGCCGUCGCAGAUAUCAAGAGCAACUUUGCUUUGUUGGAUCGAGCUGUCAUCCUCUUCGAUGCCCGAUUCUCCCUUCGCGCCUUGCGAUCAGUCUCCCUUAUCCGCAAGCGCCUGACCCCCGAUAUCAUCGCCCAAGCGAUCGUCGAGACCUUCCCGGCAACCCCUGCUUCCGAAAAUAUCGUCAAGAACUUACUUGCCGUCAUCGGCCGUGAAAAUGUCACCCUUGGAAGCAAGUCUGGCUCAGAGAUGGAGAUUGACAGCGAGACGAGCAAGCCCACUAAGAAUGGAGCGAAGAAGGAGAUCAAGGAGAUCAUUCCCGAAAUUGACAUCUUCCUUGGCAUUCUUAUCCAAGUCCACCUCUUUGACACAAAGCAGUACGAGGAGGGAGCAGACUUCUCCCAGUACCUCUCUGAGCGUAUCCAGACUCUCAACCGCCGCACAUUAGAUUCUCUCUCCGCCAAGGUGUAUUUCUACUACUCUCUAUUCUGCGAGCACAUGGCUCCUCUGCCUCCUUCUCCAGAGUCACCGGUGGUGGCUAUUCGACCUACUCUCCUCGCAGCUCUUCGAACCGCAGUCCUCCGCAAGGACAUCGACACACAGGCAUCGGUCAUUGUGCUGCUCCUACGCAACUACCUCCUGACCUCGCACAUUAGCCAAGCUGAUCUGCUUGUUUCGCACACCCAAUUCCCCGAAAAUGCAGUCAAUAACCAGGUAGCACGUUUCCUGUACUACCUCGGACGGAUCCGAGCCAUUCAGCUACGCUACACCGAGGCACAUGAACAUCUCACAGCUGCCACACGCAAGGCACCAUCCAGCAACUGCGCCUUGGGUUUCUCACAAACGGCCACCAAGCUUCUGCUUGUUGUCGAGCUUCUGAUGGGCGAUAUCCCCGACCGCUCAACAUUCCGCCAAGCCACCAUGGAGGAGGCUCUCCACCCGUACUUCUUGCUCGUUCAAGCCGUGCGAGUUGGUGAUCUGGAGACCUUUGAGACCACGAUUGCUGACCAUGCGGAUACCUUCCGAAAGGAUGGCACGUACACGCUGAUUCUGCGUCUCCGACAGAACGUGAUCAAGACUGGCAUUCGCAUGAUGUCUCUAUCCUACUCACGGAUUUCCCUCCGAGAUAUCUGCAUCCGUCUGCACCUAGGCAGCGAGGAGUCAGCAGAGUAUAUUGUUGCCAAGGCUAUUAGAGACGGUGUCAUCGAGGCUACUUUGGACCGCGAGAGAGGAUUUAUGAAGUCCAAAGAAGUGGGAGACGUUUAUGCUACGCGCGAGCCGGGUGAGGCCUUCCAUGACCGUAUCCGAGCCUGUCUGGCACUGCAUGACGAAAGUGUAAAGGCCAUGCGAUUCCCUAUGAAUCAACACCGCCUGGAACUCAAGAACGCCCAAGAAGCUCGCGAACGCGAAAGGGAGAUGGCCAAGGAGAUUCAGGAGGGCGAUUUAGACGAGGAUGACUUGGGUGGGGACUUUGACGGGAUGUAA